Molecule: messenger RNA, 471 nt
Organism: Striga hermonthica
Lineage: Eukaryota; Viridiplantae; Streptophyta; Magnoliopsida; Lamiales; Orobanchaceae
Source: the annotation of a GenBank genome assembly
AUGCCUCCAAUCAGCUCGGGUGAUCUACACAGGAUUUUCAAGAACCUCGACAAAAACAACAAUGGCCACGUCAGCAUUCAAGAACUCCACCGCCUUCUCGGCCACGUCGGGGCCCGCACGACCCCCGAGGAGCUCGAAAGUUACGCGGGCCGAAAAACCCUCGAUUUCGUCGACUUCUUGUUCUUCUACGAGGCCGCCACGGCCGAGCCAUCGAAAUCCAAGACAACCGAACGGCGGCACGAAAACGAGCUUUUCGAGGCGUUUAAAGUUUUCGAUUUGAACGGCGACGGGUACAUAUCGUCAGAGGAGUUGGAGAGCGUGUUGUCGAGAUUAGGAUUGUGGGACCCGAAAACCGGAAAGGACGGUAAGGACAUGAUUGGCACGUAUGACGAGAAUUCGGAUGGGGUUUUAGAUUUCGGGGAGUUUAAGAAUAUGAUGUCUAAUGCUUCUAGUUCCGAAACCGAGAUUUAG